Phytophthora sojae is the source of this 2291-nucleotide messenger RNA. RefSeq lists its product as hypothetical. Bases 9 to 2291 code for a protein of 760 amino acids. Gene Ontology annotation, molecular function: carboxypeptidase activity. The transcript has a single exon. NCBI's taxonomy places the organism in Eukaryota, Oomycota, Peronosporomycetes, Peronosporales, Peronosporaceae. The record is from RefSeq and is a predicted model, not a curated record.
CGAGCAGCAUGUCUGAAGCGUACGGCACCUUCGGGGCGUCGGCUCCGUCGGCGCAGCCGCGUCAACCCCGCUGGAAGAAGACCCUGUCGUCCACCGGCUUUCGCGUCGGCGCUGUGGUAGGUGCCCUGCUUGUGGUUGUGGGCGGCUUCCUGCUGUUCCAGAGCUCGUCGACUCCGGUGGCCAAGCAGGUCUCCCUUAAGCGUGAUGCCUCUGUAUUGACCCCUUCGGAGCGCACCUUUGUGGACGGCGUCCAACCCGAGAAGAUGCGCGAGUUCCUGCACUCGUACGCCAGCGUCCCGCACACGUGCGGCACCGAGCAGGACUACAAGACCGCGCUGUACACGGCCGAGCAGUUCGCGUCGUUCGGACUGCAGGCCGAGAUCAAGGAGUACUACACGCUGCUGUCGUACCCGAUCCACCGUCGUCUGGCAAUCGUGUCGCCCGAGCAGAGCGUGCACGAGCUCAACCUCACCGAGGCGUCGGUGCCCGGGGACGCCUGCACCAACGACCCGGACGCGCUGCCUCCGUUCCUGGCGUACUCGGACUCGGGCAACGUCACGGCCUCGGUCGUGUACGUCAACUACGGCACCCAGGCGGACUUCGACUGGCUGGUAAGCAACAACGUGACUCUGGAGGGCAAAAUCGCUCUUGUGCGCUACGGCCGCGUUUUCCGCGGCCUCAAGGUCGCGCUGGCUGAGCAACACGGCAUGGCCGCGGUUAUCAUCUACUCGGACCCGAAGGACGACGGAUUCGUGCAGGGACCGGUGUAUCCCGAGGGCAUCUACCGUCCCAAGGGCUCCUUCCAGCGUGGCUCGCUGCAGUACCUGUCGCUGGCGUCGGGUGAUCCGUUGACGCCCGGUUGGGCCUCGGUGCUUGGAGCUCCGCGGCUCAAGUACGAGGACGUUGACAGCAUUCCCCACAUUCCGGCACUCCCGCUGUCGUAUGAGCAGGCGGACAUUAUCCUUCGCUCCAUCGGCGGAAGCAAGGCGCCGGAGGCGUGGCACGGCGGACUCACCUACCCGGAGGGCUACCGUCUCGGUGACGACGAAUCGCUCGUGCUCAACCUGGACGUGCUCAUGGACAACAAGGUCGGCCCGAUCUGGGACGUCAUCGGCACGAUUGAGGGCUCUGUUGAGCCUGACCAGCAGGUUCUGAUCGGCAACCACCGCGAUGCCUGGGUGUGCGGCGCUGUGGACCCGAGCAGCGGCUCUGCUGUCAUGCUGGAAAUCGCGCGUGGUCUGGGUGAGCUGCUGAAGCAGGGCUGGAAGCCGCGCCGUUCUAUUGUGCUGGGCUCUUGGGACGGCGAGGAGUUCGGUCUGCUCGGUAGCACUGAGUUCGCUGAAGAGCGCGCCGAGGAGCUGAAGCAGAAGGCGGUGGCGUACAUCAACGUCGACAACGUCGUGGGUCCGCUGGCUCUGGCCAUGGGCACCCCGUCGAUCGCCAAGUUCAUCGAGGACACUGCCAAGGCCGUGCCUCCCAACGAGUUCUUCGGCAAGGGCGACAAGCGCAACGAGCCUGGUGACAGCCUGUACGCGCAGUGGGCGGCUCAGACCGCGCGUCACCGCUCGCAGAUCUACGGCGUGUACGACGGCACGCUGGCACCCGACCACCUGAUCCAGUUCAUGGGCUCUGGCUCGGACUUCACCCCGUUCUACCAGCACCUUGGCGUGAUCUCGGCUAACCUGGGCUUCACGCUCAACGGCGCGGUGUACGGCACCUACCACAGCAACAUGGAUAGCCUCAUGUAUAUGGAGACGCUGGGCGACCCGCACCACGCGACCCACGCCAACAUGGCUCAGUGGUGGGGGCUCAUGACCAUGCGUCUGGCCACCGAUGUGGUCGUGCCCUUCGACUUCACCACCUACGGCCUCGUGAUGAAGGAGGACCUUGCCGGCUUCGAGGAGAAGAUCGUGGCCAUGAACCGCAGCGUGGACUUCACGGAGCUGCACGCGGCCAUCGCGAGCUUCACGGACAACGCGAACACCUUCCACGCUCACAUCCAGCAGUUCGAGGCUGCGGACGACAGCAGCAGCGACGAGUUGCUGCGUAGUUGGAACCAGAAGCUGGUGCUGCUGGAGCGCCACCUCAUUGACGAGACUGGUCUGCCUCACCGCCCCUGGUACAAGCACGUCAUCUUCGGCCCGGGCUUCUACGAAGGCUACCUGGGCACUGCCUUCCCGGGUAUCUCGGACAGCGUGGCUUUCGGCGACAACAGCACCACGAUGCAGGCGCACGUCAACGACGUUGCUCGCAUCGUCAACGAUGCUGCCAACUUCCUCGUCAUUGCGUAG